UCCAAUUUAGUAUGUAUUUGAUGGGCGUGAUUUUGAAUAUACCGCUUGUUCUGCGUCAUUAAGCACCGCCCCACUGUAACUUUUUAUCAUGGGCAAAUUUCUAGGAUAAAAAUUGAAAAAUGGUAGUAAAGGUUUUUAAAUAUAUUAAUUUCAACAAAUACUUAUGAUAUCAUCGUGGAAAUGUAAACACAUAUCACGGGAUUUUUACAGUUUUUAUUUAGUAUCUCUCCCCAUUAAUAACCUAAAAUGCUAAAGGAAAAAGGACAACUAAAAUUCGAAGAUAAAUGGCCUCAUAUGCAGCUCAUCGUACUGAAACUACUGAAACAAGAACCAGUUUCACCUGGUGAGUGGCAAGAAUUGUUUUAUGAUGUACACCUUGUUUGUUUAUGGGAUGAAAAAGGACCGGUGAAACUGCGCGACAGUUUACAUGAAGACAUAGUAAAGUUUAUAAAACAGGCCCAAGCCCGGGUCCUGGCCCAAAGACAAGAAGAGGCUCUUCUCAAGGCUUACAUUGCAGAAUGGAGAAAGUUCUUUACACAGUGCAAUUAUUUACCAACGCCAUUCAAGCAGCUGGAGACCUCCCUACAAGGUAAAUCUAGUUCAGGGAGCUCCAAUGUGCAGAAUAACAGUGGUAAAAAAGGCCCUGUUGAUGAAAGUAUUGUUAGGAAAUUAAUGUUGGACUCUUGGAAUGAGAGCAUCUUCAGUGAUAUUAAGCAUAGAUUGCAGGACAGUGCCAUGGAAUUGGUGCAUGCUGAAAGAAAAGGAGAAGCGUUUGAUGCUCAACUAGUUAUUGGAGUGAGGGAAUCUUAUGUGAAUUUGUGUUCAAACACUGAAGACAGACUGCAAAUCUACAGGGAAAAUUUUGAGGCUGCAUACAUUGAAAGUACUGAUAUGUUUUAUAGGCUUAAAGCACCUGAACAUCUUGCUACUAAUGGUGUUCAAGCAUAUAUGAGGUAUGCUGAUAGUAAAAUAAGGGAGGAGGAAGCUAGAGCUCAAAGGUAUCUUGAAGCAGGCAGCAAUGGUGUGAUACAGUGUUGUGUGAAAGUUCUGGUGGAAAAUGCUUUACCUGUUCUCUAUGCAGAAAUAGCACCACUUAUUAAAGCUGGUGAAACUGAGCGCUUGCAGUUAAUGUUUAGAUUAUUAGAGAGAGUGCCAGAUGGAGUGCAUCCUAUGCUAAAAGCUCUGGAGGACCAUAUUACUCAAGCAGGAUUGGCUGAUAUGGUGGCUGCAGCUGAUAUUAUCACCCAGGACUCUGAAAAAUAUGUGGAAAGACUAUUGGAAUUGUUCAAUAAAUUCAGUAAGUUAGUACACGACGCGUUUUCGGACGAUCCACGUUUUCUGACUGCCAGGGAUAAAGCUUUUAAAGCAGUUGUUAAUGACACAACUGUCUUCAGGUUGGAGCUCAACACUGGAAGGAAUGUAGGAGCAAAGACAGUGGCACCUGAGAGCAAGUGUCCUGAGUUAUUAGCUAAUUAUUGUGACAUGUUAUUGAGAAGGACACCUUUGUCUAAAAGGCUUACCAGUGAGGAGAUUGAAGUGCGGUUGAGGGAUGUGCUGUUAGUGCUUAAGUAUGUUUGCAACAAGGAUGUUUUCAUGAGGUACCAUAAGGCUCACUUGACCAGAAGGCUGAUAUUGGAUGCUAGUGCUGAUAGUGAAAAAGAGGAGGAUAUGGUGGAAUGGCUGCGCGAGGUGGGCAUGCCUGCGGACUAUGUGAACAAACUAGCACGCAUGUUCCAAGACAUUAAAGUUAGCGAAGACUUGAACGGUCAAUUCAGGACGUCCACCGCACGCCACGACGCCAUAAACAUUAAAAUACUCAAUGCAGGCGCUUGGGCUCGUGGAUCCGAACGCGUUACUGUCAGUCUGCCCGUGGAACUCGAAGACUACAUACCGGAAGUUGAAGAGUUCUACAAAAAGAAGCACUCUGGACGCAAGUUACAAUGGUAUCAUCAUAUGAGUAAUGGCACUAUAACAUUUGUUACCAACGGUGGCAAGUUCGAUUUCGACGUGACCACGUUCCAAAUGGCGGUGCUGUUCGCGUGGAAUCAGCGUCCCCAUGACAAGAUCACGUAUGAAAACCUGCGACUAGCCACGGAACUGCCUGACGGUGAGUUGAGACGUACCCUGUGGUCGUUGGUCGCGUUCCCGAAGCUUAAACGGCAGCUGUUACUAUUCUCUCCAAACGUGGGAGCGCCUAAGGAUUUCACGGAGCACACGGUGUUCUGGGUGAACCAAGAUUUUGCGUUGAUCAAGAACGGAAAACCACAGAAAAGGGGAAAGGUGAAUUUUAUUGGACGUCUUCAAUUAAGUACGGAAAGAUCUCAAAUGGAGGAUAAUCAAUCAAUAGUACAACUUCGAAUACUUAGAACUCAAGAAGCGAUAAUAAAGAUCUUGAAGAUGCGAAAAAAGAUUUCCAAUGCUGCUCUUCAGUCGGAGCUUGUCGAUAUUUUGAAGAAUAUGUUUUUACCAUCAAAGAAAAUGAUAAAAGAGCAAUUAGAAUGGCUUAUUGAACAUAAGUAUAUGAGAAGAGAUGAUGAUGACAUUAAUACUUUUAUUUAUAUGGCAUAAAAAUUGUUGAAAUUAUUAAUAAAAAUAUUGUUAUAUA
This is a messenger RNA of Aethina tumida (small hive beetle), 2605 nucleotides long. Its product is annotated as cullin-5. Gene Ontology annotation, molecular function: ubiquitin protein ligase binding. The transcript has 5 exons. Gene Ontology annotation, biological process: protein ubiquitination; SCF-dependent proteasomal ubiquitin-dependent protein catabolic process. The coding region runs from base 247 to 2568 and encodes 773 amino acids. The record is from RefSeq and is a predicted model, not a curated record. Lineage: Eukaryota; Metazoa; Arthropoda; Insecta; Coleoptera; Nitidulidae. Gene Ontology annotation, cellular component: SCF ubiquitin ligase complex; Cul5-RING ubiquitin ligase complex.